AUGCGGCUUCUUCUCGCCGGCAAGGCAGCAGCAAUGUCAAGGGUUACUACAUUGUUGCAAAAGGGAAAGAGAGCUUUGCAAGAACUGGAACUGCUUAAAGUCUUGCAAUCAGAGAUAAGACACGAGCUUGCUAAUGAUCCUUAUAAGAAUGAAACUGGUUCCUCAGGCGAUUUUGUGAUGGAUUGGGAUUCACAACAUUCCAAAGAUGUAACUAUGCGCAAGAAGUGUGAAUCUGGUGAGGAGCUUGCUGUUUCUGCAAUACUUGGUGAGGAAACCUUUCUAGGAGAUGACUGUUAUCCCAAGGAAGUGGAUAUGAAGGUGUGCAUCAAAAAGACAGGAUUGACCUCAAUACUGCAGUUUGAUUGUAAAGUUUUGGACCAAGGUCAAGAUAGAAUUGACUUUCAUAUUCAAAAUGCAUAUUAUUUGAAGUCACCUACCGAUUUCAGUUCCUCAGUCUACAGAGUAGUUACCCCUGUUCAGGAACUUAGACCUGGUUUGCAACAAGAGCUGAAGCAGUACCUAGUUCAAGAGGAAUAG
This is a messenger RNA of Lactuca virosa, 537 nucleotides long. The record is from the annotation of a GenBank genome assembly. NCBI's taxonomy places the organism in Eukaryota, Viridiplantae, Streptophyta, Magnoliopsida, Asterales, Asteraceae.